This is a messenger RNA of Rodentolepis nana, 984 nucleotides long. NCBI's taxonomy places the organism in Eukaryota, Metazoa, Platyhelminthes, Cestoda, Cyclophyllidea, Hymenolepididae. The record is from the annotation of a GenBank genome assembly.
AUGUCUGGGAUAUGCUUCCUCGUCUUAUCCUUACUAAUUACCAGAUGUUUCGCUGACCUGAAACUUUGCAAUGAGAAUGAAGUGACCUACAAUAGUACUCCAUGUGCUGCUGAUGGAAGCCAUUUUAUUAUAACAUUUCCGAAGGAUCCCAGGAUGUGUCAUGUAGAAGUAGGACCAAAAUUCGUAGAAGACUGUACUAUUACUUGCAAACCUGGAGAGUAUCUGAAUGUUGAAAAAAAUACAUGCGAAAGCUGCCCUGCUGGAACUGCCGCUCCAGGAGAUGUUUUUGUCGUUAAUUCGUGGCCUAAGAUGCCCAGCCAGUUCUAUUCUGAUAUUAUUUCUACUGGAGUAUUUGCCAAUUGUUCGCAAUUUGGCUGGAAACCAGAAAAUACGCACAUUUUAGGAACUGCAAGCUCGAUGUGCGGUGCAGAAUUGACUCUAGAGAACAAGAAUAUCAGGAACGGAGAAAUUACAUUUGAAUACAAAAUGACCGAUCUUUAUGGUUUAGCCUAUUUCACUAUUCGAAAUCAACGCUGUGUUCUUGAUGGCGGCACUAGUCAUAUCCUUUCACCAAGUCCAAAAGAUGAAUGGAGCAAAUUUACUCUCGAUGUACCUGCUGGGACCUCUACAUUGCAAUGGUACCUCUUCUCCGAAAACUACUUCGAUAUGAACUCGGUUGGCAUUCAGUUUAAAAUCAGAUCAAUUAGAGUAACCGGUCGGGCUGCCACCCUUAAUUGUCUCGAAUGUGGGCCCGGUUUCUAUUCCGAAGGAAGUGGAGCCGACGAAUGCAAAAAGUGUCCCAUUAAUACCUUCUCAGGGAGCCGGGCUAAGAGCUGCACCUCUUGCAAACAUGAUGAGUAUGCAAUUCCGGGUUCAAGUUUUUGUAUAUCCAAAAACUCUUGCAAACCUACAGAGUAUGUAACCGCUUUCUCCGCAUGUGAUCCUGCAACCGAUACAGUAAGUUCUUCCAUUUGCUCUUUUUAA